AUGGUGGAGGAAUUAGCAGCUCAAAAUGAUCCCAACGCUCAGGAACAAGAACUGAAUUUGGGAGCCCAUAAAUCCUUCAAACAAGCUCUCUUGAAAUCUCGAUUCAAUGAGAAUGAGAGAGAACGAAACUUUGACUGUGAGGAGGCUUACCUCUCUUUUGAUGAGGAAAUGGAGAAGGAAGAGGAGGGAGAGGAUCAGUUGGAGUACAAAGGGACCAGUUCAAAUUCGGUCAUUAAAAUACCUGCUGGGCUUCUCAAAAAAGUUAGAGAACCAUGGCAAAAGUGUCUCAUUGUGAGAAUCUUGGGCAAGAAUGUUGGCUAUAAAUUAUUUGUGAAUCGUAUGCGGAAGUUAUGGAAUCCGCAGGCAGAUUUCGAAACUCUGGAUAUCGGACAUGGCUUUUUCAUAGUGAAAUUUGAAAUGAUGGAAGAUUAUUCCAAGGUAUACAUGGGUGGACCAUGGGUAAUGAUGGACCGGUAUGUGAUAGUUCGUAAAUGGCAAGCCGAUUUUAAAGCGGAUGAAGCAGAGAAGGACACAACCGCAAUCUGGGUUAGAUUCCUUAAUCUCCCUAUUGAAUACUAUAAUGAAAAAGUCCUUUACCAUAUAUCGAAGGCGCUUGGUAAACUUUUAAAGAUUGAUAUUAGCACUGCCGUGGCAGCACGUGGGAAGUAUGCCUAA
This is a messenger RNA of Camellia sinensis, 675 nucleotides long. The record is from RefSeq and is a predicted model, not a curated record. Lineage: Eukaryota; Viridiplantae; Streptophyta; Magnoliopsida; Ericales; Theaceae.